CCGUGCAAGAACGUCACCUCAUCAUCAUCAGCACUCUGCUCUGCUGGGACCGCCGUCCUGCUCCCCACAGCAAGCGCUUGUUUUCUGUGAUUGACUUGAACGCCUCACACUACGGGAGACGAUAAGGGAGACAAUAGCCCGCCGGUUGCGUGGGGAGAGCGAAGAACCCGCCGUGGGCGAAUGAGGAGACCUUGUCCGAGAGGAAGGAGACGGAGUGCCCGCCUGACUUUACUUCCAAACCAGCGUUGACGCUGUUUUGAUGCAGCCGCUUAGCUAACAGGCUAACUGGGAAUGUUUUCAGAAAUUAGCCGCACUGUUAGCUCGCUAGCUAGCUGAAUCGGAUUGAGCUGUACAGAUUUGUGCGAACACUUGUAAUGAUGUUUUUACCCGUCGUCGCAUUAAGUGGAAGAGCCGUGGAGUUGUCUCGAGCCGGGUACGUUGAAUGUUUGCGUCCGCGGUGCCCGCUCGGUUGCUAGUCUCCACAAGGGACAAUAGUUAAACUGCCGAGGCAACAAGUCGGGGACACACUACAGCCGUAACUUACAGCCGUAAGUUAGCAACUUACUCAAGUGGGCAAUGUUGUUUCCGCUCACUAGAAUCUAAACAUAAACACCGGGACUCUGUGGGCAAAGUCUUGGUGGUUAUACAAAGGACAGUGGGGGGGGCACUUUCACGUUAGAUCCCCAUUUCUAAGUGGAUCGAGUCGCCCUCGUCAAAGGAGAAAGUGACUGCCAGGUAGUCAGUUCGCAACUAUUGACGAGGGGGGCGAGGCGGACAAACACCACAAAUCGCCCACAUGCUUUGGAUCAGUUCCCGGACUUGUGAAAGGCAUCUGAAGCAGAAGGUGGGAGAAGCGAGCGCGCAGCCGUUGCAGCCCGUGGGAAGAUGGCGGAGCGCUCCCGCAGGAGGUGGUGAAACCAAAACCCGCGCGCACCUCGGAUUCGUCGCCGGACAUCUUACCUCCGUUCGUAGGACACAUGCAGGCCAAAAAACGCUACUUAACUCUGUUCUCCGCCGGCGCGUGUCUCAUUCUGGUGUUUUGUUUCGGGGGGAUACAAGUCCCGCUGGCCCGGGGUCCCGGCCGGCGUGAUGACCGCGGCGUCGCCGGGCACCGUCCCGGGGCGCGGUGGCGUCACUUCCCGGGCUCCCUGCAGCCCUUCAGGCGCUGGGAGCAAGACUGGAGCGACGACCCCGAUGAACACGCGUCUCCCAGGGGCAACAGGGACGCGAACUCGGGGCUGUACGGCGGGAAGCGCUGCAGAAUGGACUCCUGCUUCAACUUCACCCUGUGCGAGAAGAAUGGAUUUAAAGUUUACGUGUACCCCCAGCAGAAAGGAGAGAAGAUGUCGGAGAGCUAUCAGAACAUCUUGUCCUCUAUUGAGGGAUCCAUGUUCUACACGCCCGACCCGGGACAGGCGUGCCUGUUUGUCCUGAGUUUGGACACUCUGGACCGGGACCAGCUUUCCCCCCAAUACGUGCACAACCUGAAAGCUAAAGUCCAGAGCCUCCAUCAGUGGAAUGGGGGCAGAAACCACAUCAUCUUCAACUUGUACUCUGGCACCUGGCCGGACUACACAGAAGACCUCGGCCUGGACAUCGGCCUCGCCAUGCUGGCCAAGGCCAGCAUCAGCACCGAGAACUUUAGGCCCGGCUUCGACGUUUCCAUCCCUCUGUUCUCUAAAGAACACCCCAGGACCGGAGGGGAGAGGGGCUACUUGAAACACAACACCAUCCCCCCUUACAGGAAGUACGUGCUCGUUUUCAAGGGGAAGCGCUACCUGACCGGAAUCGGUUCAGACACUAGGAAUGCUUUAUAUCACGUCCAUAACUCUGAGGAUGUGGUCCUCCUGACCACCUGUAAGCACGGGAAGGACUGGCAGAAGCACAAGGAUGCACGCUGCGAUAGAGACAACGCCGAGUAUGACAAGUACGACUACAGAGAGAUGCUGUACAACUCCACCUUCUGCCUGGUACCGCGAGGACGACGACUGGGUUCUUUCCGCUUCCUGGAGGCGUUGCAGGCAGCUUGUGUGCCGGUGAUGCUGAGUAACGGCUGGGAGCUGCCCUUCUCAGAGAUCAUUGACUGGAAUACGGCAGCCGUGAUUGGAGAUGAAAGGCUGCUAUUACAGAUCCCCUCAACAGUGCGCUCCAUUCACCAGGAUAAGAUCCUGUCUCUGAGGCACCAGACCCAGUUCCUCUGGGAGGCUUAUUUCAACUCUGUGGAGAAGAUCGUACUGACCACCCUGGAGAUCAUCCAGGACCGGGUACUGCGGCACACCUCGAGGAGUAACCUCAUGUGGAACAGUCUGCCUGGAGGCCUCUUCACGCUGCCCCAGUACUCGACAUACCUGGGGGACUUCCCCUUCUACUACGCCAAGCUCGGUGUUAAGCCGUAUACCAAGUUCACGGCCAUCGUUCACGUGGUCAGCCCACUGGUCUCCCAGUCCCAGCCGGUCAUGAAGCUCCUCGUGGCUGUGGCCAAAUCCCAGUACUGUGCUCAGGUGAUCGUUGUGUGGAACUGUGACAAGCCUCUUCCUGCCAAGCACCGCUGGCCUGUCACCUCAGUUCCUGUCAUUGUUAUAGAAGGAGAAAACAAGGUGAUAAGCAGUCGUUUCCUGCCCUACGACACGAUUCCCACCGAUGCCGUACUGAGUCUGGACGAGGACACCGUGCUCUCCACCACAGAGGUGGACUUUGCCUUCACGGUGUGGCUUAGUUUCCCAGACCGCAUCGUCGGUUACCCGGCCCGCAGCCACUUCUGGGAUGGCAGCAAGGAGCGGUGGGGCUACACUUCCAAAUGGACCAACGACUACUCCAUGGUGCUGACCGGGGCCGCCAUCUAUCACAAAUACUACCACUAUUUGUACACCACCUACCUUCCCGCCAGUCUGAAGAGCAUGGUGGACCAGAUGUCAAACUGCGAGGACAUCCUGAUGAAUUUCCUGGUGUCCUCUGUGUCUAAACUACCACCCAUCAAGGUCACCCAGAAGAAACAAUACAAGGAGACCAUGAUGGGACAGAGCUCCCGGGCGUCCCGCUGGGCUGACCCGGACCAUUUUGCCCAGCGUCAGACUUGUAUGAACAAGUUUGCCAGCUGGUUUGGCACCAUGCCCCUCGUCCAUUCUCAGAUGAGGCUGGACCCGGUACUGUUCAAAGACCAGGUGUCCAUACUGCGCAAGAAGUACAGGGACAUUGAGAGACUAUAACCCCUCCGAAGCACCCCCAACCCCCCCCCCCCCCCCUCUCUCUGGACACGGCGCAGACGAUAGAGCACAUGGGUUGUGUCCCCCCCCCGAGGAGGACCGGAAACUGGAACAGAUUUCCCCUUACACGAGUACCGCCUGCAUGAGCUCACCAGCAGGCCGCU
Molecule: messenger RNA, 3367 nt
Organism: Gasterosteus aculeatus aculeatus (three-spined stickleback)
Lineage: Eukaryota; Metazoa; Chordata; Actinopteri; Perciformes; Gasterosteidae
Product: exostosin-1b
Cellular component (GO): membrane
Molecular function (GO): glycosyltransferase activity
Source: RefSeq, a predicted model, not a curated record